GUUAUCAUUAUCACACAUGGCCCUUUGCACUGUGUGUGUUGUCAUUGCCAAAGUAUAAAAGCCAUAGUGGACCCAAAGGCGCUACAUAUUCGUACCCGAGCUUCCAAGGGUCCGACGUCGAGAAAUAUGUCUUUCAAAAUCGUUCUCUUCGCAUGUGUGGCCUCAGUCUGCCAGGCUGCAGGCAUACUUGCUCCUGUCGCCUACGGCGGCUACCCUUACAACAACUAUCCGGCUCAACCUGCCAUCGCCACGCACCAGUCGAAUAUACUGAGGUCGCCUUUUAACCUUGGACAGAUAUCAACAUAUUCAAAGGCAAUCGACACACCAUUCUCAAGCGUGCGUAAAUCCGAUGUGCGAGUCAGCAACCCCGGAAUAGCGGUCGGUGGGCUCGGCUUGGCGUCGGCGUACCAUGGUCUACCCGCGUACCAUGGUCUGGCCACGCCCGCCAUUCAUGGCCUACCAGUGACCACGGCGUAUCAUGGAGCCGUGGCUGCGCCACUGGUGUCCCAUGUUGGUGUUUCUCCUUAUGCUGCUCCUGUUGCUAAAGUGGCAACAGCUGGUGGACUUCUUGGCGUAGCAUAUUCCGCGGCUCCCGCUGUUUCUCACAUGACCUACAGCAACGGACUUGGCCUGACCUAUGCAUGGUAGACUUACGCAGCCUACGCUCUGUAUAU
This is a messenger RNA of Cydia fagiglandana, 674 nucleotides long. RefSeq names its product pupal cuticle protein C1B-like (gene CPF). Bases 127 to 648 code for a protein of 173 amino acids. The transcript is spliced from 4 exons. The record is from RefSeq and is a predicted model, not a curated record. Lineage: Eukaryota; Metazoa; Arthropoda; Insecta; Lepidoptera; Tortricidae.